UGUCUGGAGAUGCCACCAAUCAGACGCGGGGCUUUGUCAAGGUUGGUUUGUGCGCAGGAACAGAGGGACCGUUGCUGUCAGUGGAAAGUUGUCCAUCCAGCACCAUGGGAAAGAAGAGUCGAGUGAAGACUCAAAAGUCGGGCUCAGGAGCCAGCGCUGUGGUUUCACCGAAAGAGAUGAUGAAUCUCAUCUCUGAGCUGCUGCAAAAAUGUAGCAGUGCAGCACCCUCUGCUGGUAAGGAGUGGGAGGAGUACACCCAAAUUAGAGGCUUGGUUGAUAAGAUCCGCAAGAAACAGAAGGGUAUGUCAGUGGUGUUUGAUGGUAGUAGAGAGGAUUACAUCCCAGAACUGAUGUCUUGGGCUGAGCAAAAUGGAGCUUCCUGUGACUGCUUCACUGUGACCAACUUUGGCACAGAGGGCUACGGCCUGCGAGCCACCAUGGACAUCAAGGCAGAGGAACUGUUCCUGUGGAUUCCAAGGAAGAUGCUGAUGACAGUAGAGUCAGCCCAGAACUCUGUUCUAGGUCCUCUGUACAGCCAGGAUCGCAUCCUACAGGCCAUGGGCAAUGUGACACUGGCCCUCCACCUGCUCUGUGAGCGGGCCAACACGGCUUCCCAGUGGCUGCCAUACAUCCACACUCUUCCCCAGGAGUACGACACGCCACUUUACUACCAGCAGGACGAAGUGGAGCUGCUGCUGGGUACACAGGCCGUGCAGGAUAUUCUGAGCCAGUAUAAAAACACUGCACGGCAGUACGCCUACUUCUAUAAACUGGUCCAGACUCAUCCUGCAGCCACCAAACUGGCCCUGAAGGACAGCUUCACAUUUGAUGACUACAGGUGGGCGGUGUCUUCAGUGAUGACCCGUCAGAACCAGAUCCCGACUGAGGACGGGAGUCGCGUCACUCUGGCUCUUAUCCCCCUGUGGGACAUGUGUAACCACACAAAUGGACUGAUCACCACUGGGUACAACCUGGAGGACGACCGAUGUGAAUGUGUGGCGCUGCAGGACUACAAGGAGAAUGAACAGAUCUACAUCUUCUAUGGCACCAGGUCAAAUGCUGAGUUUGUCAUCCACAACGGCUUCUUCUACCAGGACAACGCCCAUGACCGAGUGAAGAUCAAGCUGGGUGUCAGUAAGAGCGAGCGCCUGUACGCCAUGAAGGCUGAAGUAUUGGCGCGAGCCGGCAUCCCAGCGUCCUGUGUCUUUGCUCUGCACUGUAAUGAACCCCCCAUUUCAGCCCAGCUCCUAGCCUUCCUCAGAGUCUUCUGCAUGACGGAAGAAGAAUUAAAGGAAUACCUGGUCGGAGACCAUGCAAUUAAUAAGAUAUUCACCCUGGGCAACAGUGAGUUCCCUGUCAGCUGGGAGAACGAGAUCAAGUUGUGGACUUUCCUGGAGACCCGAGCUGCUCUGCUGCUCAAGACCUAUAAGACCACCUCAGAGGAGGACUGCUUCAUGCUGGAGAAACCUGAUCUUUCUCUGCAGUCCCGCGUGGCCAUACAGCUGCGUCUAGCUGAGAAACAGAUUCUGGAGAAGGUGUCAUCAAGUGGACGAGCUAAACGUUUGCACUUCCAACAGAAGCUGGAGGAGGCUGCACCAUUGCCUCUCUAUGAAGAAAGCGAUAUCGCUUUGCUGGAGAAUACUGAACCAGAUGCAAAGCUUCCUAUUGUUCUCCGCAAGCUGGAGGAGGUGGAGGAAGGCCAGGAGAUCCAGGUCGAAGAGCACAGUCAUCUCCUGAAUGGGGAGAAGGUGGUGUACAGGAUGGAGGCAAAUGAAAAGCCAGUGCAGGAGGAGACUCAGGAGAGGGUCAGCAAAGAUGUUCAUUAUUCAGCUUUGGACUCAACUGGAAGUUCAAACCAGAAAGGUCAAAUGGAAAUGGCUGACCAAAGUGCUAACCGAACUGAAGAGAUUCCCAAAGAGAGGAGUGAAUAAAUAUAUUCCGCUUACAGCCACAGCCACGCUAUUUAUUUCUUUUUGUGUCUCUAAAAUGACUCAGAAAUAUCAAAGCUGAAAGAAACAACGAUGUUCACAUUCAAAUCAGUGUGUGCUUAAAUUUGAAAUGUAGGUUUGCAUUGAAAGGUUUUAGUGGCAGGUGGAAGGGGUGCAGAGCAGGUCCCAGCAGAUCAUCAGAUGAAUACAAAAUUAAAAAAUAGAGUUAGGUGAAUGUUAUUUCCACAAAACCAAAACCUCUGUACUGAUGUGAAGCGGUUGGUUUAUUACUGCAGUUUUUCUCGAUAUGUUUCCAAUAUAAUUUGAGUUGACAAUCAUUUUCUAUGGGGCAUCUUGGGGUGUGCCGCUGAUUUAAGACCAUCGCUGGCCUCCUUUUUUCUUUUCUCUGCUUCAAAUAAUUUCAGGCUGAAUAACAAUUGGGUAGCUACAGCCCAUCUUAAAAAGCUGUUGUUAUUUCCUGUUUUUAAAGUAUCUUUAUGAUUGUAGUCAGUUUACGUUAGAGUGAGUAUCUGUGGAUGUGACUUUAAGGGAAUGAUGUGUGACACAGUUAUCACUGUUGUUUCCCCUGAGAAAGCCAUAUACAGGACUCAGUGUUAACUUACUGUGCACUGAUACAAUGCCAAUACUGACUGAAAAACUCACAUUUGAUGCACAGGCUUUAAUGCUUAUCACUUAUUACAUUGGACCUUUAUAAUAGUGUGUGUGGUCAUGGGGUUUGUCAGUUUUACCCAUUUACUGAAAACACUUAUCAUCAUCACUCACCAUACUGUGGAGCCACAUUCAGUACUGUGGUACAUUGACAAUACAUGAUUGAUACUAUUUGACAGAGUUCAUCUUUGAGCCUUCGGCCACAUUUCAUCUCCAUCGGAACAUGUUUGUUCAGGUGACACAAGUCACAACAAGUGGUCAUAAUGGGGCCGCUUCCUCAAGUCUGAUCACUUAACGUAAAAUUAUCAUUAACCCUCCCUGCAGACACAGGAUCUUGAUCCCAUAAUUUUUUCAUUGCUUGUUAGAGUCCUCUAUUUUCAUAAGAAGACAACGUUAUAUUGCGCUAUAUUACCGACUUGCUGGUAGAUGAAGAGGGCAUGCAAUGGGUCAAGCUGACAGUGAUUGCCCUCUGAGCAAGUCAUGACGGGUGGAAUACGUAUCUUUUCCCACUGUUCGAAUAAAUGUUUGAAUAUUAUAGUUGAGUGGUCGGUGAAUAUCAGGUUCUCAGAAAGCCCUACCUGUAUAUGAAGGAGGUGAGGUAUAUGCUGAGGUCUUUCGAUGCAUUGGAUGUCCUCACAACUUUUUCAAGAUGUCCUUUGACUCCCUGAGUCUGAACCCUUCCUAAUUCAGUAGGGGUCAAAUGUCAACAGAUUACUCCAAUCAUAUAUGACCAUUUGUUACCAUGUCGCAAAAGUUUUAUAUUUAAUCUGGGUCACGUGUUCAUUUCUAAACCAACUCUUGGGGAGAAAUUUAGCAAACUGCUGAAUGCUGAUGAAGAGCAUGAUAUGUAGUUGAAAAGCUCAGGAGACACUUGUUGGUGUAAUUUUAAUUUAUUCUGAAGAUCUACUGUUCCCAAAACUGUCUCUCUUCCAUUAUAAUGAUGAUGUAAUAAAGUUUACCCUCACAAAAUUGGACCAGGAACACAGUGGAGCCCUAUUAUCAAUAUUUACUUCACUGUGAAGAUAUAAGAAUCAUCACUUGUUGCUCUGAGGUGAAACUAUAAAAUAUCCUGGUACAUUUUUCAAAAGAAGCCAGGCCAGUUAUUGGACUUAUUGUCUGUGGGUUUUUUUGAGAAGGUGAAUUCACUUGUCUUAAACCUGUACACCUGUCUGGGCAGUCCCACUUCAGCUCACAUAUACUGUAUUUAGCAUCCUUCACCUUUAGCUUGUCAACUAGUGCAGUGCCCCGUCAAGCUGGGGUAUGAACUUCACUUUGAUGAUGUUAUCAGCAACAUCAUCUGUGACUGUUUUCUCAGUUGAAAGAAAACACAAACCCGUGGUACUCGCAAAUGCAGUCGACUAUUCCUGUGGUCGUUAGAUUUUCACCCGCCAAGUUUGAAUUGUAUCUGCUGAGUGGUGUCUGAUGUGUUGAGCAUGGAAGAGCACAGAUAUUCAGGGGAGAAAGGGUUCAGUUGAGUUCUACAAAUCAGAAACAAGCACUGAUAACACUCACUGGGCUGUUAGCUCGUCUUCUUACUCUUGCUUUGUUGCAGCCUUUUAGCAGUUUUCUUUCUUCAUCGUUGUGCAGAUGCCACACCAACGGUAAAUAUGAUUUACAGCCUGUUGUUUUAACUGAUCAGUAACUGUUAUCAGCUGUGCUUUAAACACUGAUCAGGGAUACAUGAGCCUGACAGAUCUGCACUGGCUAUAGACCUUCACCUUACUGGGUUGUAUAUGUAAACUGAUAUUUUGCCCAUCAAUACACUCUAAACCAUCAUGAUAAAAACGGAAAUCUCUCAUGAACUACAUUUUUCAGAACUAUCAUUCAGGACUUUUUGGAAGCAGUUCCAGUUCCAGUCUUCUUAGUUAAGUCUACAAGCUUUGCACACCUGGAUAUAGACAGUUCUGUCAUUCUUUGUCACUGAUGUCCCUCACGCUACGUUUGAUUGGAUGUAAAUUGUCUGUGAACUGACGUCUCUAGAUCUCUCCACAGAUGUUCUAUGGGGUUUAAGUCUAAACAGUGGAGGACAAUCAGGCUUGUCUUUAAGCCACUCCAGUGUUGUGUGGGCUGUUUACCUCACAUCUCUGUAUCUGGCUGCAUUCGUCCCCCACUCAGUUCUGACCAGUCUCCCUCCCUCUGUUGCUGAGAAGCAACCCAAUAGCAUGAUGCUUCCCCCAACAUGUUUUGCCUUACAGAUGUUAUUAAUCAGGUGAUGAGCAGUAUCUGUUGUGUGGUGUUAAUGUUUUGUUUCAUUGGAUCAGAUUAUAUUAGACCCUGUGCGCUGAGUCCUUUAAAUGAUGUUUGACUGCUAACAGGCUGUCAAUGAUGUCCAGGUGUCAUCUUCACCAUAAAGGCUUGACCAACGGAGGCUGCUCAUCCCAUUUUUGUCAGUUUUCUUUUCACUGCAGAGGGCGUCUAAAGCUCUGCUAGACUGAACAACUUAAAGAUAAGUCAAUAACUAUAAAGUAUUCACCAAAAAUCUUUAACUUCACAGUAUGACCAGUAUGUAUAUUUAAAAAAAUGCUGAAUGAUAAGGAGAAAUGUAAGUGAACUAUCCUUGGUCUCCUCUUUUGGAUGAUGGUUUCGGAAAUGAUGAUUGUUUGAUACUGUAUGUGGAAACGCCAUCGUUGAUUUGUUGUCUAACCUUUUAACUCUGCAUAUUCAACCUUUCAAAAAUCAGACCCAUGUCUGCUGUGAGCCAUGGUUUGCUAAUGUAAAAUCAGCCACUAAGGCCCAGUACACAUCCGUUAUUAAUGUGUUUUUUGUGGUCGGAUCACAAGUGGACAGCUCUGAGUGCAUUCGAUUACACCUGACAUCGUCUCGUGUUCGGAUCUCAGGUCGAAACUCACUUCAGUUCCCUAUAUUCAAAUAAUCGAACCUGUCCAUCAUUUACACUGUCAAAAGUUAAAUGCAUUGCGGGAAGCUGCAAGGAGAUAAAGAAGAAAUCAAAAUAACACAGACAAUGGGUUCUUGGCUGAAAAAACUGCAUCUGUUGUUGUUGCUGCCUAUUGCUACAGUUUAAAUGAUGCCUCCAGUGUAUUUUCCGCUAAGACCUCUGUUGAGUAGGCGGUCCAUCAAUGUGGCCAGGACCACAUUCGUGUUCACACUGCUUAAAGAAAAUACAUGUGGCCCAGAUCACCUGGGUCUGGCGUGAUAAGAUCGCUAUCCAUUCUGAGUGGGUGCUCACCUGUAUUUAGAGCUGUCCACUUGUGAUUGAAUCACAAAACCUGCUGUUACUACCAGGUGUGUAUGGGGUCUUAUUGUAAAAUGUGAAUUGGGUUAACAUGAGAACCACAUAAUUCUCUUUUUUCUAUCAAAUUUGGUCUGUAACUUUUCCAUCACAAAUCUGUAUUUUUUUAUGCAAAUGUACUUUCACCAACCUGUGCUGCUUUUUCUAAAGACCUUGGUACCACUGUGUGUGUGUUCCUGUUCUUAUAUCUUUGUGAGGAACAUUUAGAGAAUAGACCCUACUGAGUGAGGACAUUUUGACCGGUUCUCUAUGUUUCAAUGGGCUGUUUUAGGGGUAAGACUUGAUUUAAGGGUUAGAAUUAGGUUAGGGUUAGGCAUUAAGUUUAGAUGGUUAUGGUCAGGGUAAUGGGCAAGGGAAUGUAGUAUGUCAGUGAGUGUCCUCACUAAGAUAGAAGUACAAACAUGUGUGUCUGAGUGUUAGUGUAUGAGCGUCCAAGCUCCUAGCUUUAACCACACUCCUCAGCAGGUACACUGCUAUCCAGCCGUCUCCCCACCAUCUCACUGUAUGUAUAGUUGUGGGUCUCUCUCUCUCUCUGUCUCUCUCUCUCUGUCUCUCUGUCUCUCUCUCUCUCUCUCUCUCUGUCUCGCUCUCUCUCUCUUUCUCUCAGAGUGUACAGUACAAACUACAGCUGAUAUGGAAAGUUGUCCUGAAGCUGUUGACUUCUAAAAGUCAGAGAUUAAACUUCAUCUAAUUUCACA
Platichthys flesus (European flounder) is the source of this 6545-nucleotide messenger RNA. RefSeq names its product SET domain containing 3, actin histidine methyltransferase (gene setd3). Gene Ontology annotation, biological process: positive regulation of transcription by RNA polymerase II; peptidyl-lysine dimethylation; peptidyl-lysine monomethylation. Gene Ontology annotation, molecular function: protein binding; histone H3K36 methyltransferase activity; protein-L-histidine N-tele-methyltransferase activity. Bases 105 to 1931 code for a protein of 608 amino acids. The record is from RefSeq and is a predicted model, not a curated record. The transcript is spliced from 13 exons. NCBI's taxonomy places the organism in Eukaryota, Metazoa, Chordata, Actinopteri, Pleuronectiformes, Pleuronectidae.